This is a messenger RNA of Gasterosteus aculeatus aculeatus (three-spined stickleback), 1005 nucleotides long. It is a transcript of the gene bet1, whose product is annotated as Bet1 golgi vesicular membrane trafficking protein. Lineage: Eukaryota; Metazoa; Chordata; Actinopteri; Perciformes; Gasterosteidae. The record is from RefSeq and is a predicted model, not a curated record.
AUGAUGACGUGGUCUGUGCUGUAAAGCCUUAAUACAAACUUACCAUAGACAACACGUCAACGUUAGCGGUCUCUUUUUUUUUUUUAGCUCAUUUCGUCAACAUUUUGUUGUGUUGAUUGUUAAAACGUUCAACUCCACUGGUUGAAGAUGAGGCGCGCCGGUUUGGGCGAAGGAGGCCCCGGGAAUUAUGUGGCGAGUGGAUACAGCGUGUAUGAGGAGGAGAACGAACAUCUGCAGGAGGGACUGAGAGCCAAAGUCAGCGCUUUGAAAAGUCUGUCUAUCGACAUUGGAACGGAAGUCAAGUAUCAGAAUACAAUGCUGGGCGAUAUGGACACGGACUUUGACUCGACAGGCGGCCUGCUCGGUGCGACCAUAGGCCGAGUGAAGCAGCUGUCCAGAGGCAGUCAGACCAAACUGCUGUGCUACAUGCUUCUCUUCUGUCUUUUCGUCUUCUUUGUCCUGUACUGGUUCAUCAAGCUGAGGUGAUAGGAGGCCGAGUUACUCCCCAGUGUGUGCCGCUCCGAUGAGUCUCAAAACGGCUUAUUCUGUACCCAUUCAAAGUAGUUGAAUUGAAUUUAAAAAAAGAAAUAAAACAAAUUGAGUUAUGAAAUAACUCUGGGGUUCCACCACAUGGUAUCAUCAAAACAUAAGUAAAAUGGAUGAGAGAUUAAUGAGUGUGAAUUAACAUUUUUAUGUAUAUCUGACGCUGGAUGAGACAGAACAGUGAAUGUUUAACCACUGUAGAAGAUGAUGCUGUGUCAAAAACCUUUGAUGCAAUCAGCGGCACGUUAUGAGAUGUGAUAAGAGUGGAUUGGAAAUCUGUCAAUACGUUGUGUUAUAGUGUGUUCUACGUUGCCAUUUGAGGCAAAUAAUUGAGUAUUUUUGCUUUUAACAAUGAAUGGAUGUAUUGCAUCAGUUGGCAACCAUUCAAAAAUGAAUGAGUGUAUAGUUUCAUUUCUGUUAACAUGUUUUUUUUAUGUAAAUAAACACAUUCUAUGAUCUGAA